AUGGAGGCUCGUCCGGUUCAGAGAACAGGUUCUAGAGAGCUCAGUAACCUCGUUCGCACUUCUUCGAUUCCAUCUACACCAAACACUUCAGCAGCGGAAGGUCAAUUGAUGUCGAGGCCGCUAGGACAAACCUACCAUUUGCUUUCCUCUAGUAACGGUGGAGCAGUCGGACAUAUAUGUUCUUCGUCAUCAUCGGGAUUCUCAACCAAUCUCCAUUACUCAUCUAUGGUUUCUCAUGAGAAACACUACUCGGGAAGCAGCAGUAACGCUGUUUCAAGCAACGAUAGUUCUUGGUGCCAUGAUUCAUUACCGGGAGGGUUUCUUGAUUUUCCUGAAAACCACCCGGCCGGCAUUCAGAACAACAGCCAAAUCGAGGAGGGUGGCAUCACUGAGGCGUUUGAUGACAUUCAAAAACGAAGUGACUGGCAAGAAUGGGCUGAUCACUUGAUCACCGAUGAAGAUCCUUUACUAUCUACUAACUGGAAUGAUCUCUUGCUUGAAACCAGUUCCAAUUCAGAUUCAAAGGAGAAAUCACUGCAAAUCACACAACCCCAGAUUGCUCAGCAGCAACCUUCUCCGUCUGUGUCUGUGGAAUUGCGACCUGUCAGCACAACAUCUUCAAACAGUAAUAACGGAACAGGCAAAGCACGUAUGCGUUGGACGCCAGAGCUUCACGAGGCUUUUGUUGAGGCUGUCAACAGUCUUGGUGGCAGUGAAAGAGCUACUCCUAAAGGUGUGCUAAAGAUUAUGAAAGUUGAAGGUUUGACUAUAUAUCAUGUCAAAAGCCAUUUGCAGAAAUAUAGGACGGCUAGAUAUAGGCCAGAACCAUCAGAAUGUGGUUCGCCAGAGAGGAAGUUGACACCUCUUGAACAUAUAACAUCUCUUGAUUUGAAAGGUGGGAUAGGUAUUACAGAGGCUCUGCGACUUCAGAUGGAAGUACAGAAGCAACUCCAUGAGCAGCUCGAGAUUCAAAGGAACCUGCAGCUCCGGAUAGAAGAACAAGGAAAGUACCUGCAAAUGAUGUUCGAGAAACAAAACUCGGGUCUUGCCAUAGGGACAACCUCAACAUCAGAUUCCGCAGCCAAAUCAGAACAAGAAGACAAGAAAGCUGCUGAUUCAAAGGAGCUCGCAGCAGAAGAAACUAGGAAAUGCCAGGAGGAGCCAGAAUCUCCGCAGCCAAAACGCCCCAAAACCGACAAUUGA
Arabis nemorensis is the source of this 1203-nucleotide messenger RNA. The record is from the annotation of a GenBank genome assembly. Lineage: Eukaryota; Viridiplantae; Streptophyta; Magnoliopsida; Brassicales; Brassicaceae.